AAACAAAUCAUUUCACACACUUUGAGAAAUGGAGUGAUGUGCAAUGUAUAUAAUGAGAAAAUGAUAGUGUUUUUUGACUUGGAUGCAUGUAAACCUACAGUAGGAGACCUCAAAACUAAAUGAGUGAACUUUUAAAACCGCAUAAUAGGGGCACUUCAGCACAAUUUGUGAAACAAAGAACUACAUAUUCCCACAACAGCUAUAUGGGUCAAGUAUUCAGUAAACAGCUGUGGAGGAAGGCUCAUUCCGAUUGAAACUUGGCAACAACUAACACAUUCCUCAGUGUGCUUCAUUUACUGGAGGACAGGCAUGAAUAAAACUCUUUGUAAAAUUGUGACAGAGCAUAUAUUGUUAUUUCUAAGACAGUGUAUAUAAAUUCCACAGAUUUCUCUGGAUCAUUUACUGGGCCCUGUACUACAGAUUGAAGUUUGAAAUCAUUUAUAUGUAUUUGGUAACUUAACAAGAAGCGAGGUAAAAUCGGAGCUGCAGAAGAUCUGAAAGGUCACAACAAGCCUGUUGAUGUCAGUAAAUAUUUCUCGUUCUGUUUAAUGAGUUUAAGUCCUGAAUUAAGGACAAUUUUGACUUUUUUAACAUAUUUUUUUACCAGGAAGAAGAGAAGAUCUUUAGUUGAAUCUCGUGAAGAAGUAAUAAAGCCAUAAUAAGUCAAGGGUGAUUUGUUCCUUAACUCUGUUCUUCUUUUGCAUCAAAAUGAAUUCUGAAAGUACAAGUGAAGAUGAACAACCAAAAUGCAUACUGAUCCCAUUCCUUAAAAUGUCUGGAGAACAAUUAGUCUGUACACCAGAUCAGGAGUUUGAUGGCUCUCUCUGUGAGUUAAUCGACAGAUAUCCUUCUGAAAAAAAUGCACAUUAUCCUGAUAUAAGGAUAAGAAAAUCUUACAUAAUGUCAUACAACAAUGAAACCAAGAAUGCUAAAUGGGUGUAUGAGAUACUGAACAAUGACACUCUGAAGAUCAAUUGUAAGGAGAACGGCAGCUUUGGAAAGAAUGAAUUUGAGGGCUAUGAACAGGGUCAUCUUGCUGCAGCUGCCAAUCACAGGUGGUGUCAGGAAGCCUAUCAUGACACUUUUUUGAUGAGCAACAUGACACCACAGCUUGAGGAAGUAAACAACAGCUUUAUGAAAAUAGUUGAGAAUUUUUGUCGAAAAAAAGCUAUAGAUGAAAAUGUCCGUAAUGUCCACGUGUACACUGGACCACUUUACCUGAAGUUUGUGCGUGGAAAGUAUGUUGUGCUUGAGCCAGAGAAAGAAGAGAAACCAGGGAAAAAAAUUCCAACUCACUACUUUAAGGUGGCAUUUGUGGAGGAUAAGAAUGGGAUAGUAAAUUUGCAUAGCUUUGUAGUGCCCCAAAUUGAAAAAGAGGAAAAGGAUUUUCCUGAACCUAAGGUUGAACAAUUUGUGUGUGAUAUUGUGAAAAUUCAGAAACUCUCAGGGCUGAGAUUCAUGGAAAGCCGUAAUGAGAACACAAUGGGGAAGAUAAAGUCUAUUAAAUGGGAGGGAGAAAAUGAAAAAGGAAUGCCAUGUAGUGUUAAAAUAAAAGUCAGAAUAAUCUCCCCACACAAUGAGGAAUGAUGGUACUGAUGGUGCUAUGUAUCUGAUGUGUGCAGUAAAAUACUUUAUUACCCUGAUGACACUGAAACAGCUGUGUUUGUUCUUCUUCAAAGGUUUGACGAAGCUUGCAGUUCUAUCUGGUUAAUAAUCCCAUACAUGUACACAUAUAGAUGCACAGCAUUUAAAGAAAUGCUAUCUCAUCCUUUCAGAAAUGUUUCUCAUGAUCUUAAACAUUUUGAUCAGACAGCUUAUGUUUAAACGAUUUAAAUUAAUUUUGUAGACAAACAUGUUUAUAUAUUUAUUUAUUUCCAUACAAAACAACAUUU
Messenger RNA from Sinocyclocheilus anshuiensis, 1892 nucleotides. RefSeq names its product endonuclease G, mitochondrial-like. Gene Ontology annotation, biological process: apoptotic DNA fragmentation. Gene Ontology annotation, molecular function: RNA endonuclease activity; metal ion binding; single-stranded DNA endonuclease activity. NCBI's taxonomy places the organism in Eukaryota, Metazoa, Chordata, Actinopteri, Cypriniformes, Cyprinidae. The coding region runs from base 709 to 1587 and encodes 292 amino acids. The record is from RefSeq and is a predicted model, not a curated record. Gene Ontology annotation, cellular component: mitochondrial inner membrane; nucleus. The transcript has 2 exons.